Molecule: messenger RNA, 1131 nt
Organism: Plasmodium relictum
Lineage: Eukaryota; Apicomplexa; Aconoidasida; Haemosporida; Plasmodiidae
Product: conserved Plasmodium protein, unknown function
Exons: 1
Coding region: 1-1131 (376 amino acids)
Biological process (GO): tetrahydrofolate interconversion; folic acid-containing compound biosynthetic process
Molecular function (GO): 5-formyltetrahydrofolate cyclo-ligase activity
Source: RefSeq, a predicted model, not a curated record
AUGAAUUUAGAAUCAUACGAUAAAAUAAAUUUAGACAAUAAUUAUAUAAAAUCCAUUAUAAAUAUAGACUUAAAAGAUUAUUUUAAAAAUUAUGAAUAUAAAAAUUAUAAAGAAUUAAAAGAAAUUAUUAGAAAGAAUGCUAAAAAAAUUAGAGAAAUUAUUUUAAGGAAUUCAUUAAUUAUGCAAAAUAAUACUUGUGUUAAUAUCAUACAUGCAAUAGAAAAUAAUUUAGACAAAAAUAAAGAAAAUUUAAAUUUUAAUUGUGAGAAAAUUGAAAUAUUUGAAAAUAAGACUUUCUCAAAAAAAAAAAACAUAUUAUAUAUGGAUUAUUUAUAUACCCUAUUAAUAAGGAACUUGUAUAUUUUGUUUAGUUCAUUAAAUUUAGAAAGAAAAAAAGAAAAAAAAUUUGAUUUUACCAAAAUAUAUACAUAUGAAUAUAAUUAUAAAAAAAUUUCAUUGAAUGAAGUUAUUGCUUUUUUAAAAAAAAGUGGAAUAAAUGAUAUAAACAUAACAGAUAUUGAGAACUUAAAUUUUUUUACUUAUUGUAAUAAAUUAAAAACACAUCUUAACAAUAAAAAGUCUAAUUUUAAUAUAUGCUUAUAUAUACCUACAAAAAAGGAAGUUGACAUAUUAUUUAUUAUUGAAAAAUUAUAUGAUUAUUUUUAUUUUGAUUUAUAUGUACCCAUAACAACAAAAAGUGGUGAUUUAAUAUUUUUUCCAUUUGAUAUAAUAGAUAAUUUAUUAAUAAAGCACGAUUUUAAUAUAUUUGUUCCUUUUUUAUAUAUAUAUUUAAAUUCCAUCAAGAAAUUUUGUUUUAAUUUAAAUAAUUUAAAUAUAAUAACAAAUAAAUUAUUUCAUUUUACAUACAAAGAAAAUGAAACUAUUUUUAUUAUUCCAUUAAUUGCAUACAAUAAUUAUGGUUGUAGAAUAGGUAGUGGAAAAGGAUACUAUGAUAAAACAUUAAAAAAAAAUAAAAAUAUUACAAAGUUAUAUAAAAAAAAUAUAAAGAAUACAGUAAAGAUCAGCAUUUCUUUUGAAAUUUUUUUAUAUGAUAUAGAUUUUUGUGAAUCCACUGACCUUAUUUUAGACUACAUAAUAAAUGAGAAAAACAUUUACCAUUUUCUAUUUUGA